UCUAUCAUUCUAUCGUUCAUAAUUGUCUGCGGCUUGCUGCUGAGUGUUGGGCUGAACGAAUGUUCAGUCUCUCAUCGUCUAUGGUCGUGUGCGCAGCAUCAACAACGCGCAAAUCGGAAUAAACUUACAUUUUCUGUCGGAUACCAAAAGGCAGUAAGUUAAAUCGGGAAAGUGAGAAAGUGGCUAAGAAAAAAGGAAAUAUGUAGAAAAAGCUAUUGUGGAAAUGUUAAAAUACGUGCGUAGCGAAAAUGCAAAAAGCGGGCGGAUUUGUGUAACGCAAAUGUAAGGUUUUAUGUGAAAUGUUUCAUUGCUCGGAAGUUGUGGUGUUGAUUAGCUUUACAACAUACUCCGCACCGAAAACGAAACACCAAAGUAUGUAAAUGGAUAAAAGUGCAGGUAAUUGAUGUGAAAAAUAAAAAAAUUGUAGCGGCGCAGUGUGCAAUAAAUAGUGGAUCAUAAGCAAAAGUAAAAAUAAAAAAAUCCCACCAAGAAAAAAUUUAAAAAGUAAAAGUUACAAAAGCCGUGCAAUUAAGAAAACUUGCUUAAAAAGUAAAAGGCAAAAAUUGCACUAAAUUAACAAAAAAUAUUAAAAAGAAAAUAAUAUCAAUUUUUUUUUUAUAAAAAAUAAAUAAAAAAUUCCUUAAACGUUACCUUUGGUACCAUGCUGCAGUGACGUGUAAGUGUGUGUGUGCAGAAAAGCUUCUUCAAAGCAGUAAACAGUGUGCUGAUAUAUUUUACGUGAAAUCAGCGUAAAACAGUAAUCAAAUAAGUAGAUGAAAAAUAAAUUAUAAUUAAAAAAGUAAAUAAAUAAAUUAAAAAUUAGAUUUUGUAGUGAAAAGUGAAAGACGGACGCACAGCGGAUUAUUGUGUGUGCACGGUGUGAACGCUUUCUUGUUGUUGGUUAGUUAAUAAUGUGCAGUAGUGCGACUCUGCAGCAGCAGCGCCAACUGCUGAACCGACAGCUGAUGACGGCAACAAUAACAAAUGAUUCAUUUAAUAGCAAUUAAAUAGAAUGAAAAAGACGAAAGAUUAGCAAUGCAAAGGAAAAUGCUGAAAAAGUAGUGCAAAAAGGUGAAGAGAAACAAAUGAAAAGUGGUAGAUUUAGAAAAAUUGGCGCCACUGUAGGUAGAGUAGCGAUAAUACUAAAAAGAAAAUAAAGCAAGAAAAAGAAGAAGCAGUAGCAGUAAUGUGAAUAGCGAAACAGCUAUUCGAGUAGAGAAAGAGCGCGAUCAAAUGCUACACGGAAUUUAAUAAUAUAAUUAAGAUUUUUACGAAGGAUCUCAGUCAUUCCAUACUACAAACGAAACGACUCGUUUGCUGACGCUGGAAAAAUCAACUCACGCAAAACAUAUUGAAUUAUAGAAAAUAUAAUUGCUAAUAAAUAUACUUAAAUAUUUAAAACUAAAAAAAAAAAUUACUAUAUAAAAAUGUAAAUUCACUGUCUUGAAGCAGAAGCAAAAGGGAGUUUGCGAAAUGCCUCUGAAAAAGUAGUACUACAACCAAAAUGAUAAUCUAGUCGCAAGAGCCAAGCAGGAACUGGUUUCCUGUUUAACUGCUUGUCCAAGCACUGUGCUAUUCAAGCACGCACGCGCUAACUCGCACGCUCACCAGCUUCAGCUUUAGAUGAAGAAAUAAAACCAACAGCGUAUUUCCAUUGUAAAUAAAUAAAUGAAUAAAUAUAUAAAGGAAAAAGCCUACGUAUAUUAAUCGUUGUUAGUUGAGCGUUAAACCGGAAGCCAUACACAAUGACAAAAAAGUACGAAUUCGAUUGGAUUAUACCCGUGCCGGAGGAACUGACCACUGGCUGCGUUUUCGAUCGCUGGUUUGAGAAUGAAAAGGAAACGAAAGAGAAUGACUUCGAGAAGGAUGCCCUGUUCAAAGUGGACGAAUAUGGAUUCUUUUUGUAUUGGAAAAGCGAUGGAAGGGAAGGAGACGUCAUCGAAUUGUGUCAAGUAAGCGACAUAAGAGCGGGCGGUGUACCGAAGGAUCCAAAAAUUCUCGAUAAAGUGACGAAAAAGAAUGGCACCGAUCUGGUGGCAUUAGACAAACGUUCACUGACAAUAUGUUCGAAUACAGAUUAUAUAAAUAUAACAUAUCAUCAUGUUAUUUGUCCGGAUGCGGCAGCGGCAAAGAUCUGGUUGGAUGGCAUACGAAAAAUCACACAUAAUGUUAAAGCAAAUAAUAUUUGUCCGAUGAUGUGUUUGAAAAAACAUUGGAUGCGCUUAUCUUUCUCCGUGGAAAAGGGUGGCAAGAUACCCAUCAAAGUGGUGGCGAAAACUUUUGCUUCUGGUAAAACAGAAAAGUUGGUGUAUCAGUGCUUCAAGGAAGUCGGACUACCGGACGAUAAAAGCGCCACCAUGACCAAAGAAGAGUUCACAUUUGACAAAUUCUAUGCGCUAUACCACAAGGUGUGCCCACGCAAUGACAUCGAGGAGCUCUUCACUUCCAUCACCAAGGGCAAAUCGGAAGUAAUUUCGAUGGUGCAGUUCGUACAGUUCAUGAAUGAAAAGCAACGUGAUCCACGUAUGAAUGAAAUUUUAUAUCCCCUCUAUGAUGAGAAACGUUGUACGGAGAUCAUCAACGAUUACGAAUUGGACGAGGAGAAGAAAAAGGCUGGUCAAUUGUCUAUGGAUGGCUUUAAGCGCUAUCUCAUGUCCGAUGAGAACGCGCCUGUAUUUUUGGAUCGUUUGGAAAUGUAUAUGGAAAUGGAUCAUCCAUUGGCUCACUACUACAUCAACAGCUCACAUAAUACUUAUUUGUCGGGUCGUCAGAUUGGUGGUAAAAGUUCAGUGGAAAUGUAUCGGCAGACACUACUGGCGGGAUGUAGAUGCGUUGAAUUGGACUGCUGGAAUGGGAAAGGUGAAGACGAAGAACCCAUCGUAACUCACGGACACGCCUACUGUACUGAAAUUUUGUUCAAAGAUUGCAUUCAAGCCAUCGCCGAUUGUGCAUUUGUCUCAUCUGAGUAUCCGGUUAUAUUAUCCUUUGAGAACCACUGCAAUCGGGCGCAACAAUAUAAAUUAGCUAAAUACUGUGAUGACUUCUUUGGGGAAUUACUACUAAAGGAACCGUUGCCCGAACAUCCGCUCGACCCCGGUUUACCGCUCCCACCGCCUUCGAAAUUAAAACGCAAAAUUCUGAUUAAGAAUAAGCGCAUGAAACCGGAAGUCGAAAAGGUCGAACUGGAACUCUGGUUAAAGGGUGAAUUGAAGACGGAUGACGAUCCAGAGGAAGAUGCGAGUGCCAAACCACCAGAAACUGCACCACCACCUGAGGCUGCUGCUGCGCCACCAGCAGGCGAACCAGGAGCGGAUGGUGCUGCACCUGAAGCGGAAGCGGCAGCAGUCAAUUACAGCGGCUCCACGACGAAUGUACAUCCUUGGCUGUCAUCAAUGGUCAACUAUGCGCAGCCCAUUAAAUUUCAGGGCUUCGAUAAGGCUAUUGAGAAAAAUAUCGCUCACAACAUGUCUUCAUUCGCGGAAGCGGCGGGCAUGAACUACCUAAAACAGAGCUCUAUCGACUUUGUCAAUUACAACAAACGUCAAAUGUCGCGCAUUUACCCGAAGGGCACACGCGCUGAUUCUUCCAACUAUAUGCCGCAAGUGUUCUGGAACGCUGGCUGUCAGAUGGUCUCGCUCAAUUUCCAAACCUCCGAUCUGCCCAUGCAAUUGAAUCAGGGUAAAUUCGAAUAUAACGGUGGCUGUGGCUACCUGCUCAAGCCGGAUUUCAUGCGUCGCUCAGAUAAAGAUUUCGAUCCGUUCGCCGAUGCGCCUGUGGAUGGUGUAAUCGCAGCGCAGUGCUCGGUGAAAAUUAUUGCCGGUCAAUUUUUGUCGGACAAAAAGGUCGGCACCUACGUCGAAGUGGAUAUGUUCGGUCUACCUUCAGACACGGUGAAGAAAGAGUUCCGUACACGUUUGGUGCCUAAUAACGGAUUGAAUCCCGUGUACAAUGAGGAUCCGUUCGUCUUUCGUAAAGUGGUGCUGCCCGAUUUGGCUGUGUUACGUUUCGGCGUCUAUGAAGAGAGUGGCAAAAUGAUCGGCCAACGUAUAUUGCCAUUGGAUGGUCUGCAGGCGGGCUAUCGCCAUGUAUCGCUGCGUACUGAAGCGAAUUUCCCAAUGUCGUUGCCUAUGCUUUUCGUCAACAUCGAAUUGAAGAUUUAUGUACCUGAUGGCUUUGAAGAUUUCAUGGCUAUGCUGUCGGAUCCAAGAGGAUUUGCAGGCGCUGCGGCGAAACAAAAUGAACAAAUGAAAGCACUUGGCAUUGAAGAGCAAAGCGGUGGCGCAGCGCGUGAUGCGGGCAAAGCCAAGGAGGAGGAGAAGAAAGAACCGCCACUUGUAUUCGAGCCGGUAACGUUAGAAUCGCUGCGCGGUGAGAAGGGCUUCCAGAAGGUGGCCAAGAAGCAGAAUAAGGAAUUAGAUACGCUGAAGAAGAAACACACCAAGGAGCGUAUGACCAUACAGAAGAAUCAAAAUGCAGCUAUCGAUCGACUCAUCAAGGGCAAGAGCAAAGACGAAAUACGCAAUGACACUACGAUCAAGAAUGCCAUCACUGAACAGACGCAACAGUGGACCGAAAUGAUUGCCAAACACAAGAAGGAGGAAUGGGAUAUGUUGCGCCAGCACGUACAGGACUCACAAGAGGCAAUGAAGGCGUUGAUGUUGACAGUGCAGGCGCAACAGGUCAAACAGCUGGAGGAGCGACAUGCGCGUGAUAUUAAGGACUUGAAUGCCAAGCAAGCCAAAACCUCAGCUGACACCGCAAAAGAGGUACAAAAUGAUAAAACGCUUAAGACGAAAAAUGAAAAGGAUCGGCGUUUGCGUGAGAAGCGACAAAACAAUAUCAAACGCUUCAUGGAGGAGAAAAAGCAAAUCGGUGUUAAACAGGGACGUGCUAUGGAAAAACUAAAAGUUGCACACACGAAACAAGUUGAGGAAUUUAGUACUGACGUGCAAAAGCUGCUCGACAUGUACAAAAUGGAGGAGGAGGCCUACAAAAUACAAGGCAAGUCAGAAUUCUAUGCCUAAAACUCGUCCCUUCAAGAACAAGGACCACUUUUAUAACACUUGCCAAACGCUGCGAAAGGAAAAGUUGCAGAAAAGAAGCGCUUACACUGAAGUCCUCUGACAGCCGUAUGUCAAAUAAUCGAAACAGUUACUGGAACUGGAAUUCAGCUGUACUUUUACAAAAGGUCAAAAUGCAAUCGAAUUAUCAAGUAUUUACUAUUUAUUUAAUUAUUUAUGGCAAGAAGAAACAUUAAAUAAAAAAAAAAAAAAAAAAAAAAACAAGAAA
This is a messenger RNA of Anastrepha ludens (Mexican fruit fly), 5289 nucleotides long. It is a transcript of the gene norpA, whose product is annotated as 1-phosphatidylinositol 4,5-bisphosphate phosphodiesterase. Gene Ontology annotation, molecular function: calcium ion binding; phosphatidylinositol-4,5-bisphosphate phospholipase C activity. Lineage: Eukaryota; Metazoa; Arthropoda; Insecta; Diptera; Tephritidae. The coding region runs from base 1746 to 5024 and encodes 1092 amino acids. Gene Ontology annotation, biological process: phosphatidylinositol-mediated signaling; lipid metabolic process. The transcript has 18 exons. The record is from RefSeq and is a predicted model, not a curated record.